AUGGUUGUGAAAGUUCGCCAGAAUUCAACAGACUCUCCGAGAGCAGCAGAGGUGGGAGAAAUAGACACUAGAGCCCCAUUCCAAUCCGUCAAAGCUGCAGUCAGCUUGUUUGGUGAAGGAUCCUCGUCAGGGGAGAAACCUGCCAUUAAGAAGUCAAAAUCUAUUUCUACAGAGAAGGUAUUGGCAACGGAGACACAACUUCUCCUGGCCCAAAAAGAGCUAAACAAGCUCAAGGAACAGUUGAAAAAUGCAGAAACUACCAAGACACAAGCACUUGCUGAGCUUGAAAAGGCUAAACAAACAGUUGAGGAUUUAUCCAACAAGCUGGAAAAUGUAAAUCAGUCUAAGGAAUUGGUAAUUAAGGAGACAGAGGUGGCAAAGAGCCAAAUAACGCAACUAGGAAAAGGGAACUCUAGUCACUCUGUCGGAACUGAUGAUGCGUGGAAACAGGAGUUGGACAAUGCAAGAGAACAGUAUGCAGCCACCAUUUCUGAACUUGAUGCUGCCAAACAAGAACUCAGGAAAUUCCGGCAGGAUUUUGAGUCAUCCGUAGAAGGAAAAGCUGCUGCAUUCCAGCAAGUAGCAGAAGCUGAACUUGCAGCCGAGGUUAAUGCAGAGAAGGCCGCUGAGCUGUCGAAGGAGCUUGCAACCAUAAAAGAUUCACUUGGGCAUGUGAAGCUUGCUUCUUUGCAAGCCCAGCAGGAGCAAGAAAAGAUUCUUGAGGUCAAAAAUGCUCAGAGACAGUCUUAUAGAGCAGCCCUGGAAGAAGCAGAGAAGAAACUGCUAUCUUUGAAGAAAGAGUUUGAUCCUGAACUUGCCAGGAACCUCGAAGAUAAGCUUGCUGAAACAGCUGCUGAGAUCGGGGCUUUACAAAAGGAGAAGGAAAAUGCCCAGGCUUCUGAUAUGGAUUCUGUAAGAAAUGUGACGUCAGAGCUUGAUGGUGCUAAAGAAGCAUUGCACAAAGUGGCAGAAGAAGAAAGCACUCUGCGGAGCUUGGUGGAGUCUCUCAAGGUAGAGCUGGAAACAGUGAAGAAAGAACAUUCUGAACUGAAAGAGAAGGAAGCCGAAACUGAAUCUAUUGCUGGAAACUUGCAUGUCCAGCUCCGGAAAAGUAAGGCUGAACUUGAGGCAGCCCUUGCCGAAGAAUCUAAAGCCAAAGGUGCUUCAGGUGAGCUGAUCUCUACCCUCCAACAGUUAUCCUUAGAAUCGGAAAAUGCAAGAAAGGAGGCAGAAGAAACAAAGAGAAAUGCUGAAGAGUUGAAGAAAGAAGCUGAAGCCACCCGUGCUGCCCUGGCAGAAGCAGAAAAGACACUACAGAUUGCACUGAAAGAGACUGAAGAAGCAAAGGCAGCAGAGGCAAAGGCCCUGGAUCAGAUUAAGAUAUUGUCUGAAAGAACCAAUGCAGCUCGUGCUUCAACAUCAGAAUCUGAUGCAAUGAUCACAUUAUCAAAAGAGGAAUUUGAGUCUUUUAGCUGGAAAGUUGAAGAAUCUGAUAAAUUGGCUGAAAUGAAAGUAGCCGCAGCAAUGGCUCAGGUGGAAGCCAUAAAGGCAAGUGAGAAUGAAGCACUAAAUAGGUUGGAGGCAAGCCAGAAGGAGAUUGAGGAGAUGAAAGCUACAACGGAGGAGGCUUUGAAGAGGGCAGAGAUGGCAGAGGCAGCAAAGAGUGCUGUUGAGGGAGAACUUCGUAGGUGGCGUGAAAGAGAGCAAAAGAGAGCAGCUGAGGCUGCUGCUCUUAUUCUUGAAUCGGAGGUUUCUGCAGCUUCAUCAACACAAAAUGCCACGGUUCAGAAGCAGAACCAACCAGAGAAGGUUGUCGGUGUCCCUAAGCUGGAUAAAACAAAAUCUGGCUCAAGGAAGGUACUGUUGCCCAAUCUCAGUGGUAUCUUCACUAGGAAGAAGAACCAGGUUGAGGGUGCGUCUCACUCUUACCUCCCUGGGGAGAAACCAGUGUGAUUUUUGUGUUUACUGAUGACUGUUGUGCCAGUGUGUGAAUGACAUGAGGGGAAGAAGGGGGGAGGGGGUGGGGAUGGGAAGAAAAACACCUCCAUGACUUGGUUGUGUAAAUUUCAGAUCACUAGUGUCUAUGUUAUUACUUUCCAUUGUCUAUAUCUGAAAUAUGAAAAGAAUAAUAAAACUAAAUUCUGAA
This is a messenger RNA of Telopea speciosissima, 2146 nucleotides long. RefSeq names its product WEB family protein At5g55860-like. NCBI's taxonomy places the organism in Eukaryota, Viridiplantae, Streptophyta, Magnoliopsida, Proteales, Proteaceae. The coding region runs from base 1 to 1953 and encodes 650 amino acids. The transcript has 2 exons. The record is from RefSeq and is a predicted model, not a curated record.